UCAAAUAAUUUAGUUGAUUCAAAAUUAGCUAGAAUAAAAAUGAUGAAAAAAUUAUUGAAAGCAAAAUUAUUUAUAAAACCAUUGAUUAAAUCCGGUGCUAUCAGGGCACCAAUGUUACAUUUAGUUAUGCCAAUGAUGAUGUCAUCAGCAAUGAAAUCAUGGAGUCAAGCUGCUACAGCCGGUAUUAUGGCUGCAAGCGGUAAUGAUAAUGGUGGUGGUGGUAUAAGCAGUGUCAUUGGUGGAAAUGGUUUCGCUAAUAUCGGUUCAACAGGUAUUGGUGGUGAUUUACGUAAUAAAUUUAUGUCAAAUUUACCAAAAAUGCCAUUCUUACGUGGUAAAGAAAAUGUUGCUGUUGGAGCUAAAUCAUCUUCAGGUGGAGGUAAUGGUGGUGAAAAUCAAGCACAAUAUAUUAUUGAUAUGAAUCAAUUUUCCAAAAAUAUGGCCAAUCUACCUGAAAUGUAUGGACGUUUUUUCAAAAAUCUUGUCACACAAAAUGGUGAUGAUAAAAUUGAUCAAGAUGAUGGAAAUACUGCAAAAUUACAACAAUUAUUGAAUAAUUGUUUACAACAACAACAACAAAAACAAUCAACAAAUAUUUUUCGUAAAUAUAUGACCAAACAACAACAACAACAACAUUCGAAUUAUAAUCGAUGUGUAUAUCCGCAAUCGUCCAUCACCAUAUCAUGUCGAACACCACAAGAAUGUUCGAUGCCUUCAACACCGAAAAUGAUUCCGCAAACAGAAUUAGCCAUUUUAGCACCGGUUAUUGUUGAUGAUGAUAAUGCUGCCGCAUUAUUCAACGGAAAUAGUAAUAAUAAUUUACAACAAAAUCAACAAUUUAUUGAUUAUAAUGGUGGUGGUGGUGGUGGAAAUAGUGGUGAAAUAAUAUCAACACAGCAAUUCAUACCAGCACAAUAUGAAGAAAUUCCAUCCACCAUUGUUACUGGAGGUGGAUCAAUGGAAGAAAUUCUACCACCAUCGUCUCAACAAUCAUAUCAAUAUAAUCUUCAACAACAACAACAAAAUGAUGGUAAUUAUCAUCAUCAUCAUUAUGAUGCUAAUUAUCCACAACAAAAUCAUCGAAAAUUAUUAGAACAAUCAUCAUCCCAUAAUAAUCAUCAUAAUCAUCAUUAUAGCCAUAGUGGCAAUGGCAACAAUAAUAAUAAUCAUCAACCAUCAUCAUCAUCUGCAAAUCGUCAAUAUUAAACAUUAUUCUGUGAAUCAAUCAAUCAAUCAUUCAUUCAUUUUUUGUUUGUUUGUUUCCCAUUCUUGUCAUUUUUGUUUCUGAAAAUAAUCUCAUCUAAUUCAUAAUUCAGUU
This is a messenger RNA of Dermatophagoides pteronyssinus (European house dust mite), 1318 nucleotides long. RefSeq lists its product as uncharacterized. Lineage: Eukaryota; Metazoa; Arthropoda; Arachnida; Sarcoptiformes; Pyroglyphidae. The record is from RefSeq and is a predicted model, not a curated record.